Molecule: messenger RNA, 2142 nt
Organism: Camelina sativa (false flax)
Lineage: Eukaryota; Viridiplantae; Streptophyta; Magnoliopsida; Brassicales; Brassicaceae
Biological process (GO): telomere maintenance; DNA repair
Molecular function (GO): DNA helicase activity
Source: RefSeq, a predicted model, not a curated record
AUGUUGACAGAGUGGAUGGAGAUGAAUAAAACUGAUGAGGAGGCACGGAGUUUGACAUAUGUCCAAUUCGCAACUCGAUUUGUAUGGCAUGCCACUACCAAAAAUUGGACGAAAAGAAAGCAAGGUUUUACCAUCGGGAGGUUAGUGAAUAUACAUCCUACAGUUGGUGAACUAUACUACUUGAGGAUGUUACUGUUCAAAGUCAAAGGCGUAACAAGCUUUAGUGAGAUCAAGACAGUUGCAGGAGUCACUUAUCAAACAUACAAGGAAACAUGUUGUGCAAGAGGGUUGCUAGAUGGAGAUAAAGAAUGGAUAGAAGCAUUAGAGGAAACAGCACAGUGGGGUUCUGCUAGCCAAUUGCGUGAACUCUUUGUCACACUAAUAAUUUUCUGCCACGUGAGUAGUCCUUCAAAAUUAUGGAGCCAUUGCUGGAAGUCUCUAGCUGAAGACAUCGAGUACAAUCAACGAAAGGUUUUACACAUGCCUCAUUUAAAUCUCACCGAAGAUCAACUAAAGAGUUACACUUUGAUAGAGAUGGAGAAGAUCAUGCAUCAACAUGAUAGAUCACUGUUGGAAUAUACAGACAUGCCUUUGCCAAAUAUGGAGUUGUUGACUGAUAUGAAAAACACUUUCAUUAAUGAAGAAAUGAGCUACAACCCAGAAACUGAGAGAAUAGAACAUGAAAGACUAUACCACAGUCUGAAUGAGGAGCAGAGAAUGGUAUACAACGGAGUAUUAGAUUCAAUAGAAGCUGGUAAAGGAAACCUAUACUUCUUAUAUGGACAUGGUGGAACGGGGAAAACAUAUCUAUACACAACCAUCAUUUCAAAGUUAAGAUCACAAAAUAAAAUUGUAGUUCCAGUUGCAUCUUCAGGCAUUGCAGCUUUGCUUCUUCCCGGAGGUAGAACAGCCCACUCAAGAUUCAAAAUACCAAUUACCUUAGAGGAGCAUUCAUUAUGUGACAUAAAACCAAGAUCCAUGAUAGCAGAACUGCUGAAACGGGCUGAUUUAAUAAUUUGGGACGAAGCACCCAUGACUCAUAGAUUGGCAUUUGAGGCCUUCGAUCGAACAAUGCGAGAUAUCUUAUCUAAAGAAGAUCCAUCUGCAAUGGAUAAACCAUUUGGUGGGAAGACGCUUUUGCUAGGUGGCGAUUUCAGGCAAAUACUACCUGUGAUAAAUGGAGGAAGUAGACAAGACACAGUGUCAGCUGCAAUCAAUCGCUCCAAUCUUUGGGAUGCCUGCAUUCUCUACACAUUAUCACAAAACAUGAGACUGAAAAAUGAAGAGAAAAAAUUUGCAGAGUGGAUACUUCAAGUUGGGGACGGAAAUGCACCAUCUAUCGAAACGAUGGAAGAUACUAAUGCGGACACAGACAACAUCAAAAUACCAGCCAACUUGAUGGGUCCAUCUGGAGAAAACUCACUACACCAACUUGCGGCUGAUGUGUACCCAGAUUUUGCAACCAAAUACAAGAAGCCAAAAUACCUCACUAAAAGAGCCAUAUUAGCUCCAAAGAAUGACACAGUCCGUGAUCUGAACAUGAUGAUGCUUGAACAAGUUCCUGGGGAUUCAAAGGAAUACUUAAGUUCAGAUACAAUAGAAAUGGAAGGAGACACAUCUGACAAAGAUCAACUGCUAUAUCCAGUGGAGUUUUUGAACACACUAAAAUUUUCGGGAUUACCAGAUCACAACCUUACCAUUAAAGUAGGGUCUCCAGUUAUGCUGCUGAGAAAUAUGAAUCAGAAAGAGGGUCUUUGCAAUGGUACCAGACUAAUUGUUACACACAUGGGGGAAAGAGUCAUAGAGGCAGAGAUCCUGACUGGGACCCGUGCAGGAAACAAGGUGGUUAUCCCGCGUAUUAUACUCUCUCCAGCAGAUUCCAAAUGGCCAUUCAAAUUAAAUCGACGACAAUUUCCCUUGCGGCUUAGCUACGCAAUGACAAUCAAUAAAAGCCAAGGACAAAGUCUGAAAAAGGUGGGCUUAUAUCUUCCAAAACCAGUAUUCACACACGGACAAUUGUAUGUGGCACUAUCUAGAGUCACAUCAGAGGGAGGGCUAAAGAUACUAAAUGUGGAGAAGGAAAACAAUGAUGAACAUACAGUUAAAAAUAUUGUUUUCAGAGAGGUCUUCAACAACCUUUAG